GCUGAGAAAGUUUGCUGACUGCAAUGAAAAGCCGUAGCUCUGGGCUCUGCUCAUUCACGUGAAGCAGGCAGGCAGCAGCAAAGGGAGAGAAUUCCACUGGGAGUCUGCACUGAUGAGACCAUGUCGCAGUAAUUGCAGUCGUCAGAGACCUGUUGCUGAAAGCUCCUGUCUCACUUUGUGAUUGCAGCAAAAAAGAAAAUCGCGAACAGAAGGAUGUGCAUCUAAAUGUUGGUGCAUCUUCUGGCUAUCACUCUGUGGGGAACACAGAGGCUUUCUUAAAGGCUGAAACACAACCUACAGGUUAUGCUGUCCCAAAGACAUUCACUGAAUUUGCGUGAAAAGGAAAAAGGUUAAAAAGAGAUAUCUUCAGAAAAGUUGCAGCACCAAGUUGAACAGUACGAUGGACUCACCGGUUUCUCCAGAGCUUCACGUCGUUGUUCAAUGUACCGACCAAGAUGUGCAGCCUCCAUCAUUGUCCAAGAUUGAAGAUGAGGAUGAGGGUGACCUGAACAAGACUUGGGGAGUUGAGAGAUUUGAUGAUUUGCUACAUGAUGCUCCCAGUCGGAAUGUGCAGGAAGUGCGGCGCACAUUUGAUGAGACAGAUUUUGAGUACCAUCGUCAUUCCUCCCUUCACACUCACCACCCACUUUCCACGCACCUUCCGUCGGAAGGAAGGAGGAAGAAAGGGGCGCACCAGAAGAAAGUCAAAAAGACUGCCUCUUCUCCGACUGGCGCUCCUACCAUAGAGGAAGGGGAUGAAGAGGAGGAGCAGACAGAUGGUGCACAGGUGAAGCUGGCUCCUCCAGAGGAAUCCAUCAAGUUAGACGAUGUGCGUGAUGUUCAGUUCUUUGUGUCUGAUGAGGAGUCAGAAAGUAGCUCUGCAGCCCCGCACCUCCCUGAUCACAGCCCAAAGCAGCAAGAUGCACAGCCUCUUGUCAUCAAGCCAGGGACGGUCAGCCAGAGCAACAAACUUACCAGAAGCAAUGAACAGAUCACACCACUGGGUGCAAUGGCUGGUGAUGCAUCUGCAUCGGAGGAGAACCGUGCCUUACAGAAGACACCUUUGGCACAUCGCAGCAGUUAUGACCUGAAGGAGCGGAGGAGAAUUGGGAGUCAGACGAAUGUGGAUGAGGCCAAAUUCCAAAAGAUACCAACUGAUGAGCUUGAAGCAGAGAUGCUGGCUGUGGCUGACUUGGAUUAUAUGAAAAGUCAUCGGUUUGAGGAUGUUCCUGGAGUUCGACGGCACUUGGUCAAAAGGAGCACAAAAGGCACAGUUGUCCAUGUGGGAAAGGAGCAUUCCGAAAUCUACCCAAAGACCAAGCGAGCUGAUCGGCAACCACAUGAGGUGUUUGUUGAACUGAAUGAGUUGACAAUGGAUAAGAAUCAUGAAAUGCAGUGGAAGGAGACGGCUAGGUGGAUCAAAUUUGAGGAGGACGUGGAGGAGGAAACGGAUCGGUGGGGAAAGCCCCAUGUCGCCUCGCUCAGCUUCCGCAGUUUGCUGGAGCUCAGAAAGACCCUGGCACAUGGCACAGUUCUAUUAGACUUGGACCAGAAGAGCUUACCAGGAAUUGCACAUCAAGUGGUCGAACAGAUGAUCAUCUCUGAUCAGAUUAAGGCCGAGGACCGAGCCAAUGUGCUGAGAGCUCUGCUUCUCAAACACAGCCACCCCAAUAAGGACAAGGACUUCACGUUUUCACGCAACAUCUCAACAUCAAGUCUGGGCUCGCUCAUGUCCCACCAUCACAGCCAGAACCACAUCGCUCAGUCUGCUGAUCCCUCAGUCACCCAGCCACUGAUGGACGAGAAUCCUGACAACGAGACCAAAGUGACAGUGGACAGUGGUGAGAAGGAAUGUCCACUUUCUGCAGAGAUGACGAGAUCAAGGUCAAAGCACGAACUCAAACUGUUGGAGAAAAUCCCGUACAAUGCCGAGGCCACAGUUGUACUCGUUGGGUGCACUAGCUUUGAAUCUCCCACCUUUCUUCCUCCUGAGAAUAUGUUUGGCUGUGUUGAGUUCCUGAACCAUCCGACCAUGGCAUACGUCCGCUUAAAGACGGCAGUAGAGCUGGAGUCAGUGCUGGAGGUUCCUGUCCCUGUCCGGUUCCUCUUCAUCCUGUUGGGACCAAGCACAAGUAACAUGGACUACCAUGAGAUUGGACGCUCUAUCUCCACUCUGAUGUCAGACAAGAAUUUCCAUCGGGCUGCUUACCAGGCAGAUGAUCGAAAUGACUUGUUGAGUGCGAUCAAUGAGUUCCUGGACAGCAGUAUUGUUAUUCCUCCCUCCGAUGUCCCUGGGGAGGAGUUGCUGCUGUCUGUUGCUCAGUUCCAGCGCAAGAUGUUGAAGAAAAGGCAGGCGAAAGAGGACAAGGUGCUGUUCAAGGAGAUCAAGAGUCAGGAGGAGCGAGCUCUGCUGAAACCAAAGAAGCUGGAAGAGGAAGACCCCCUCAGGCGGUCAGGGAAACCUUUUGGGGGGGUUAUCAGAGACGCACGCCGGAGGUACCCUAAAUACGUCAGCGACUUCAAGGAUGCUCUGAACCCUCAGUGUAUGGCUGCCAUCAUCUUCAUUUACUUUGCUUGCCUCUCACCAGCCAUCACCUUUGGAGGGUUACUCGGGGAGAAGACCAUGGGUUUGAUUGGUGUUUCCGAGCUGAUCAUAUCCACGGCUAUACAAAUGGUGAUCUUUGGUUUGUUGGGAGCGCAACCACUGCUGGUCGUUGGGUUUUCUGGACCAUUGCUUGUCUUUGAAGAAGCUUUCUUUAAGUUCUGUAACUCAAACAACAUGGACUACCUGACUGGCCGUGUAUGGAUUGGGAUCUGGCUCAUUGUCAUCGUGGUGGUGAUUGUGGCCUUUGAAGGCUCUUUCCUUGUGCGGUUCAUAUCCAGAUUCACCCAGGAAAUCUUCGCCUUUCUCAUCUCACUGAUAUUUAUUUAUGAGACAUUUUAUAAGCUUUUUAAGAUUUUCCAAGACCAUCCUCUUCGUGGCUGUUCCAAUAUGACAGAAAAUGUGACUGUGCCUUCCAUUGUCCCUCAAAACACAAUGAAUGGUACAAGAGGAGAGAGUGGGAAGCGGAAAGGGGAGCCAAACACAGCAUUGCUCUCUCUGGUCCUGAUGGCUGGCACCUUCUUUAUCGCCUUCUUCUUGCGCAAGUUUAAAAAUAGUCGUUUCUUGCCCGGGAGAAUUCGGCGUGUGAUAGGAGACUUUGGUGUUCCAAUAGCUAUCCUUGUCAUGGUUCUGGUCGACUAUUCCAUCCAGGAGACCUUCACUCAGAAACUGAGUGUUCCUACAGGCCUGUCUGUCACCUCCCCAGAGAAGAGAGGUUGGUUCAUUAAUCCUUUGGGAAAGAAUGCGGAUUUCCCCAUCUGGAUGAUGUUCGCUAGUCUGAUUCCUGCUAUCCUGGUCUUCAUCCUCAUCUUUAUGGAAACCAUGAUCACCACGUUGAUCAUCAGUAAGAAAGAGCGCAUGCUGACCAAAGGCUCCGGAUUCCAUUUGGAUCUUUUGAUCAUUGUGGCAUCAGGAGGUGUGGCAGCCUUGUUUGGUUUACCCUGGCUCGCUGCUGCCACUGUCAGAACCGUCACCCACGUGAAUGCACUGACCGUCAUGAGCAAAUCCGUGGCUCCUGGUGACAAGCCCAAAAUCCAGGAGGUCAAGGAGCAACGGGUCACGGGGCUCGUGGUAGCUGUCCUCGUGGGUCUGUCCAUUGUAAUUGGUGAUCUCUUACGAAAGAUCCCACUAGCUGUGCUUUUUGGGAUCUUCCUGUACAUGGGUGUCACCUCUCUGAAUGGCAUUGAGCUGUAUGAGCGGCUGCAGCUGCUGUUGAUGCCUUCAAAGCAUCAUCCGGAUCAUGUUUAUGUCCGGAAGGUUAAGACACUUCGGAUGCACUUAUUCACCAUUAUCCAGGUCUUUUGUCUGGCGAUUCUCUGGGCUGUGAUGUCCACUGUUGCCUCUCUUGCUUUCCCAUUCGUGCUCAUUUUGACCGUUCCUUUGAAAGUUUUUGCACUCACCAGAAUCUUCACAGAUCGAGAGAUGAAAUGUCUCGAUGCUGACGAUGCUCAGCCUACCUUUGAUGAGAAGGACGGUGUGGAUGAGUACGAUGAGCUGUCAAUGCCGGUCUGAGUGGACACUAAGGCCUUAGAACAAACUCUAAACCCAGCAUGGUGCUGGUUGGGAACAAAAGAGCAAGGACUGGUGCCUAUUCAGCAUCGUUCACUACCAACAUCUGUCAAUGUCAUUCUUGGUCAAAAAUUCAGGAUCAAUAUCUGUCAGCUUGAACCUUUGUCAGUAUCUGUGUCCAUAUUGAUCAACUUUUCUUCAGUGAGAGAAGAGGGAUUGGUGGGACCACACUCUGGCAUUAGUAACAAUAGAGCAUUCUUACUGUAACAAUCAACAAUGGAUCAAGGGACUGUUACUUUCAAAGUCAAUGUCAUCAAAAUGAAACUAUAAAUGAUGCCAUACCAGUGUUCAAGAAACUUCUGUGAAGGUCAUUCAAAUACCAAAGGCAGUCUUUUUCUCUCUCUCUCUCUCUCUCUCUCUCUCAACUUCCCUAAGCAGUGACCUGUAGAGAGUUUUGCUCAUGUUGUCAAUUCCUAGAGAUAUUUGCCUGGUUGUGUGAUGGGUUGAGCCAGUUAAUUAUUGAGGUCCAGGAACCAUUAUUGUCCUGUCACAGCCUUGAGAUUCAAGUCCCUCAACCAGACACAACCAGGGGUGCCAAGCUAUAUCAAGAUAUUGUCCGAUUCUCAAUUCAGUUUCAUCUCACUCCCAAAUGUUUUAAUUCAACAGCAGUCUGACAGCUUGUUUGGUUUGAUUGUAAUUGAAUCAUUUCAUCUUAAGUCCUUGAGGCCAAACCUAUUUGGGGGUCAAAGAUAAUGGCAGGUUUUGGAGUGAGUUGUAAUUUUUGAAACCCUUAGUUUCAUAUCUCCGGACUAGAGGAUUGUCUUUGUUUUCUAAAUUUGAUUCUUGUUGAUUAUUGAGAUGUAUCGACUCAUGAUGUACUCUGUGAACAGUCCAACAGCAGCUGAGUGUGUCUAUAGAAUGGCGUUGACUCCCUCAGUGAAUGAAACAGUUGUUGUCUCGAGUUCUCAUUUCAGGAUCAGGGUUAAAUGUUUCCAGUCCAGGUUGAGAUGGGAUCUGUGAUCACUGGAAAGUUUGGAUGUGAGAUCACCCCGACAGUUUCUAACCAAUGUCUAAUGUGACUGGUCACAGACUUUAAUUGGCAACGUAAUAGCGAGGGAGUGUCUAAUCCUGUGCUGUGCCUGUCCCAAGAAUGUUUGAUGGAGGCAGUGUUGAGGAGCAAUAUGUUCAGUUUAAAAGAAUAGAGGGAGUUUACUCUGCUUGUAUCUAACCCUGUGUUGUCCCAGUCCUGGGACUGUUUGAUGGAGGACAGUGAAGAGGGAAUUUGCUCUGUAUCUAACCUUAUGUUUUCCCUGUCUUUGGAGUGUUUGAUGGGGAAAGUGUGGAGAGAGUUGCUGGAGAUGAGUGUUUUUUUUAAAUCUUCCACAUUGUUCAUUCACAAAAUGCAAGACUAAGUCUUGAUUUGCUCGAGUUACUCCACUUUUAGACAGCGAUCUGUUGGAUUUGUUUGUUUUAGUGAAUGACGUCACGGAGGGGGCUGGGGCUGCUGAGUUACUGAAGGUUUAGUCCCAGUGCUGUGUAACAUAAACAGAAUGAUCCCACAGCCCCUCUGAUUGAUGUACUCAGAAGGAAAAAAAAACGCAAUCAGAUUUUGGAAACAAAUAAAUAAUCUACUGAUCAGUUCAGUAAUUUGCAUUUGAAAUCUGCCACUCAGGAGGCAAGGACAUUUGAUCAGAUACUUUCAUAUGCAAACCUUUUGUGGCCUCGUACUUUGCCCUCAAUGAGGAUUUCAAACGGCCGUUUAUGUCGGUCAGAGAGACGAUGAGAGCGACAGUCACUGUGACCAUCAGUGAGAUUCAUGCGGCACUGAGUUUUGUGGUCAGCAUGAAAUUGGCAACAUAGUGAGUGUGGUAGACGGUGUAGGGACAGUGGAAAUGGACCUUGCGGCCAUUCAUGUGAGAGUGUGAUAGUCCUGAGGGUCCGGUGAGGUGGUUUUGAGGGACUGUGUGAGACCAGCCCGAGGGUCCAUGUGAUGGUCAUUGUGCUGUCAGUUCCUGUGUUGGAGCUUCCUGCUGUGGGCUCCAUAAUCCUUGGAUUUUGAUGUCACUGACCUGCCUUCCUCACUCUUCCCACUCCAUGUUCUCUUUUCAGAAAUCAGUUAUAUUAUUUUGUAUUCGUACAAGCCAAUGUCAAUCACUCUAGAUUUCUAAUUAAAACGCAAGUGAUCUUUUUGUUAUCCUGUAUAUUUGUAUCGUAGGUGAUCACCAUGGGUAACUUGUGUACAAAAAUCAUUUUGUAGUAGAAACAAAAGUGUAUCAUUAAUGAAAAACCACAUGUUUAGAGCGGAA
Molecule: messenger RNA, 6417 nt
Organism: Chiloscyllium plagiosum (whitespotted bambooshark)
Lineage: Eukaryota; Metazoa; Chordata; Chondrichthyes; Orectolobiformes; Hemiscylliidae
Product: anion exchange protein 2-like
Biological process (GO): bicarbonate transport; regulation of intracellular pH; monoatomic anion transport
Cellular component (GO): apical plasma membrane; plasma membrane; basolateral plasma membrane
Molecular function (GO): monoatomic anion transmembrane transporter activity; solute:inorganic anion antiporter activity
Source: RefSeq, a predicted model, not a curated record